AACUUGUUUCCUCGAGUCCCUUGCUUCUUCCCUAGAGGACCUUAUCCACAGCACAGCCAACACUGAGCGAGCGACUCCGUUUGUCUCGUCGGCGGAAGAACUAAAAUGGCGGGAAGAGCGAUAUAUCCAGUAACUUCAUCUCCAUCCUUGUGCAUACCUUAUUCAGCUGCUUCAUCUUCAUCGAUCUCACUAUCUCGAUUGGCGCUCCCUGUGCGGGUUUCUCCCCGAACCAACAGAUUUCCCAGGAUUAACUGCUCUAUGUCUGCUAACGACAUCAAAGCCGGAACCAAUAUCGAAGUCGAUGGUGCUCCUUGGCGUGUUCUUGAGUUUCUUCAUGUGAAACCAGGGAAAGGUGCGGCAUUUGUGAGGACUAAGAUCAGGAAUUAUGUUAAUGGCAGCACAGUGGAGAGAACGUUUCGUGCUGGGAUUUCUGUCGAGGAAGCUAACAUAUACAAAGAAACCAAACAGUUCACAUACAAAGAUGGGUCUCAGUUUGUUUUCAUGGAUUUGACCACAUACGAAGAAACACGUCUUAACGAAUCUGAUAUGGGUGACAAGACGAAAUGGCUGAAAGAAGGCAUGGAUUGCAUUUUGCUCUAUUGGAAAGACAAGGUUAUCGAUUUCGAUCUACCGAUUACAGUUAAGUUGAAAAUUGUUGACGUUGAUCCUGGCCUUCGCGGUGACACUGCACAAGGUGGAUCAAAGCCAGCGACACUGGAAACAGGUGCAGUAGUUACUGUACCGCUCUUUAUUAACGUAGGUGAAGAGAUAUUGGUGGACACUAGAACCGGUGCAUACAUGAACCGGGCAUGAAGCGGAUCUACACCUAACUUAAGUUGGGUACUAAAUAUGGAGGCAAUGAUAAAUCUUUUUUGCGUGUAUGAGUGAGUAUGUUCGAAAUUCGAAUCCGAGGACAAGUAUUUGUGUUUUUUUUUUUUUGGAACACCCGGAGACAAUUAUUCGAUUACAUAAGAAAUUUGUGUAAGUAUAUUUAAAGUUGAGUAAAAACAGCAAAUUCAUCGUCA
This is a messenger RNA of Camelina sativa (false flax), 1025 nucleotides long. RefSeq lists its product as uncharacterized. The record is from RefSeq and is a predicted model, not a curated record. Gene Ontology annotation, molecular function: translation elongation factor activity. Gene Ontology annotation, biological process: translational elongation; peptide biosynthetic process. Gene Ontology annotation, cellular component: cytoplasm. NCBI's taxonomy places the organism in Eukaryota, Viridiplantae, Streptophyta, Magnoliopsida, Brassicales, Brassicaceae.